This is a messenger RNA of Spirodela intermedia, 3727 nucleotides long. The record is from the annotation of a GenBank genome assembly. Lineage: Eukaryota; Viridiplantae; Streptophyta; Magnoliopsida; Alismatales; Araceae.
AUGGCUUGUUUGAAGGUCGGUUCAAAAACUGAUUUUUUCCAAUGCCAAGGACAGGCCUGGUAUGCCUCUCUCUCUCUCUCUCUCUCUCUAGACGUAUAUUUCUAUCUUUCUGCUUAUUCGGGGUAUUUCCUAAAAAUUGUGAUCUGCAUUCUGAAAACUGAGUUCUGCAUUUUGGAUAACACACACACAAAUAUAUAUGUAUAUAUAAAUUUAUAUCUUCCUGCUUUUUCGGGAUAUUUUCUAAAAAAUUUGGUUCUGGGCGAUAUCUGUUUAUGUCUUCUUAUAUCCCACCGGUUAUUUCUAGUUUUCUUUUCCUGAAAACUGUGAUAUGCAUUCUGGGUAGUACAUUUAUAAAAAUAUAUAUUUCUAUCUCUCUGCUUGUUUAGGACUUUUUUCGCUAAACUUAGGAGCUGCAUUCUGGGUAAUACAUAUAUAUAUAUAGAUAUAUAGAUAUGUUUCUAUUUCUUGGCUUAUUUCGAGUUUCUUCCUUCUAUCUGGGAUCUGCAUUAUCAGUUUAAUCAUGUGCUCAGUAGCCUAAAACGUAAGUAGAGUCUCAUUUCCGGAUGGAGUUUUAUAGAGCUUUUCUAGGGAAUAUUUCUUGGCUCUUCUGCUAGCUAUGAAUUCAGGAGUUGACUUUUUGUUGGCGUGGAAUUCACAGGUUCUGCGCUGCUGGCCUCCCCAGCGAUGUCACCGUGGAAGUGGGAGAUAUGUCCUUUCAUCUUCACAAGGUCAGCCCUUUUUUUCAUGACACAUGAAUGAUUUUCUUCUCGGAUCAUCAGAACAAAGGGAUCUUGAAAGCAACAUUACCUCCACUGACACGCAUCAGACCCUUUUUUUCUUUUAAAAGAAAAUAUAUACCUCGACAAGUCCCUGGUUGGUUUUUCUAUUUUAUAUCCCUAAUUACCUCAUCAGGCAAAGGCAAUCAAUGUACAUCUGGUCAAUAUGAACAUAUUUUCUAUUUUAUACAUAACUUUGGAAGAAUUUCAGCCGGUCUUUAUGAAUACAUUUUCUACUUUUCAGAAUUUUUUACUUUUUGGGAAAAUAUUAGGAUCCUAAUCCGGUCACAAUAACAUCUGGUCAUUCUUGUUCCCCUUCUUCUUCGUCACUUUUUCUGCUAUUUUGCUGUCCCCUAUCCUUUCUUCUUCCUCCGUCAACAGCACCAAGCCCAAAGGAUUUGAGUUUAACUGCAUCAGAUGAGCAUGUACUCAACUGACUAAUAGUUACUUUAUAUUAAUUCUGGCUAAUUUCCUCCUAGAAUUGGCUGUUCAACAUGCAUAUUUUCAGCAGCAUAUCGAGUAUUACUAAUUAUAGUAAGUUAUUUGCUAAUGAUCGAGGCCUCCUUGCCUCCGCUGUUCUGUACUUGUAGCCUUCUUGCCAUAUUCUGCAUCCAUCUCCCCGCAAGAAACGAACUCAGAGCUUCAUUCCCCGCAAUGACGGUCAACGAAGGACAAAGUCCAAGUCCUCCAAGGAUCUUCCUCUCCAUCAUAGAUGAUGGGCAACUUCUUAGCUAAUUUUAGCAUUCUCAUUGUUGAUACUCGGACGUAAGUUUUCGCUAAAAUGGCAUAUUUUUACCUCUAUUUUGUGGGAACAUGGUGGUGUUCAAAUGGAUUCCCCCUUUUCUUUCUCUUACCCAAUCAAUCAUCUUCCCUCAGCAUCACAACCCGCACCCCCAUUCCUGCAUCUGGGCGCCGCCAUAAUAUCCAAUUUAUCAAAAAAAUAUCGUUGUUCUCUCCGUCCCACGGCGCCCCACACGCAGUUGCGAUGAAUAUUGUAUGAAAAUCGCUUGGAAGAAAUAAAACUUAUAUUUUACCCAUUAAAUCGUGUUGAAACCAUGUCUGGAUGCUGGGUGAUUUCCCAUUAUACCUUCCAUCUCAAUGUGCAGUAUCCUCUGCUAUCCAAAAGUGCUACCUUGGGGAGAUUAAUUGAAGAAGCCUCCCAAGGAGAAAGCUGCAACAUCAAGCUCAACGACGUUCCCGGCGGCGCAAGGUCAUUCGAGAUGGUCGCCAAAUUCUGCUACGACGUGAAGCUGGAGCUGACGGCCGGAAACGUGGCGGCACUCCGAUGCGCCGCCGAGCACCUGGAGAUGACGGAAGAUUACAGCGAGAAUAACUUGAUUCUGCAAGCGGAGUGCUUCCUGAACCAGGCGGUUCUCCACAGCUGGAAGGAUUCCCUGAGGGUUCUCCAGACUUGCGAGGGUCUUCUUCCUCACGCUGAGGACCUGCAUGUCGUGGAGAGGUGCAUCCAGUCGCUGGCCUCGAAGGCCUCUACAGACCCGCAGCUCUUCGGGUGGCCGGUGAUGGAACGUGGGCCAUUGCAGAGCCCCGGGGGGAGCAUCCUCUGGAAUGGAAUCAGCACCGGUUCCCGGCCGAGGAACUCUCGCCCAGAUUGGUGGUACGAGGACGCCUCCAGCUUGAAUCUUCCCUUCUACAAGAGGCUCAUCUCCGCCAUGGAAGCUCGCGGAGUGAGGAGGCAGGUUAUCUGCGGAUCCCUCGCGUCGUACGCGAGGAGAUACCUCCCCGGUCUUAACCGGCGGCAGAGCGCUGGCGAGCUGGGGCAUCGCCGGAGUUCUGGGUCGCCUGCGGCGGAGCCUGUGGAGGAACAGAGAACUCUUCUGGAGGAGAUCGAUCGACUGUUGCCCAUCCAGAAGGACGCCAUGCCGGUGAAGUUCUUGUUCAGCCUUCUGAGAACCGCCGCCAUCCUCAAAGCUGGCCCGUCCUGCAUCUCAAACCUGGAGACAAGGAUCGGCAUGCAGCUCGACCGAGCGAGCUUGGAAGAUCUGCUGAUGCCGAGCUUCUCUCCUCACUCCGCGGAUGAAGCCCUCUACAACGUCGACUGCAUUCAGAGGAUUCUCGAGCACUUCUUGGAGAUGGACCGGGCCACUGGCGGCGCCACCGCUUCGCCAUAUCCGGGGAACGGCGAGUCGGUCACUGGGUCUCCUUCUCUCACGCGCUUGACCGCCGUCGCCAAGCUCGUGGACGGCUACCUGGCAGAGAUCGCUCCAGACGUGAACCUGAAGCUGAUGAAAUUUCAGUCCCUCGCUGAGGCCGUGCCGGACUACGCUCGGCCUCUGGACGAUGGGAUUUAUCGCGCCAUUGACAUAUACUUGAAGGUAAGAAAAAUACUCGACGAUCUAUGGUGCUUUAUUUGUUCUCCACGAUCUGCGGUCUGAAUGUGGAGGAGCUUGAAACAGUUCCAUCCAUGGCUGUCGGAGCUCGAGAAGGAGAAACUCUGCAAGGUGAUAGACUGCCAGAAGCUCUCACUGGAAGCUUGCACCCAUGCAGCGCAGAACAACAGGCUCCCACUGAGGGUCGUCGUCCAGGUCCUCUUCUUCGAGCAGUUGCAGCUGAGAACAUCGAUCGCCGGCUGUUUCAUGGUUUCUGAGAAUCUCGAUGGGUCGAGACAGCUCAGGGGGAACGACGGCGGGUGGGCGACGGCGGUGAGGGAGAACCAGGUCUUGAAGGUGGGCAUGGACAGCAUGAGACUGCGAGUUUUAGAGCUCGAAAGAGAGUGCCUUGGCAUGAGACAGGAGAUCCUGAAGCUCGGUCAGGAGAAGGGAAGGGGAUGGGGCGGCGUGGUUCCAAAGAAGUUGGUCGGCUUCAAGAUCAAGUCACAGAUGUGCAGCGCCCAGGAAGACUCCGUCAGUGACCAGAAGAGCAGCGCCGGGAAGACUGUGAAGUCCCCAUUGAAGCUCACGAGUCACAGGAAUAACCUUUACGUCGAAGGUUGA